Capronia coronata CBS 617.96 is the source of this 4302-nucleotide messenger RNA. RefSeq lists its product as uncharacterized. The record is from RefSeq and is a predicted model, not a curated record. Gene Ontology annotation, biological process: regulation of small GTPase mediated signal transduction; positive regulation of GTPase activity; negative regulation of TOR signaling. Gene Ontology annotation, molecular function: GTPase activator activity. The transcript has a single exon. Lineage: Eukaryota; Fungi; Ascomycota; Eurotiomycetes; Chaetothyriales; Herpotrichiellaceae. Bases 1 to 4302 code for a protein of 1433 amino acids. Gene Ontology annotation, cellular component: nucleus; cytoplasm; TSC1-TSC2 complex.
AUGUCGACUGGAAAUGAUCCGUUUCAACAAAGGCCAUCGAACACCAAUCCUGACAGAGAAGGCCGGAGACUGUCGCUCUGGCACAUGCCUGUGUUGGGUCAGAACUCUCGCAACAUAGAGAAUGCUUCUCCUGUGGAUCGCAACGCCGAGCAACCGUCCCAUACUGAUGAACCGCUGGAUCUGAGAGACGUCCUAGAAGAGGGGCGCUUACUUGGUGACACGCCUGAAGAGGCACGUUCCUGGCUUAUCGGUUUGGGGAACCUCAAGUCUGGGACGGAUGUUUCGCUCAGGUUGCUUGAUCUCCACAAAGAUAAUCAGGGUCAGCCGGGCCCUGUCUCUCUCCUGUCAUUACUCAGUCAGUGGAUUUCCGUCUGGGGGAAGAAAGCGGAGAAGGCAAGGAAGGAGCACAGAAACUCAAGGUCCGCUCCUCCGGUUAGGGACCAACAGAAUCUGCACUGGCUUCUCCAAUAUGUCUGCGACUAUCUCGAACUAGGCCAUGUCGGCUUUGAUCCACUCGAACUGUCCCGGACAGUGGAUUGCGUGACGGCCCUUUGUCUCAGUGCUAGCCGGGAGGAAGACAUCAACGCUGGCAUCAACGUACUCUAUUCUGUCCUUUUGCACUUUGAGUAUCCGAAGGAAAGGCUGGAAGAGACGUUGGUGGUACUAUGCGCCUCUGCAGCAAAUCUAAAGAGACCGCCGGACCACCUUCUCGACUGUGCGAGAUUUCUUGCUGCCGGAUACCUUCAUGAAGAAGUUAUCGCGACGCUGUAUUCUUUCAUACAGGUGCCCACCAUGGACAACGGAGCCAAAAAUUUAUCACAUGCUCGAGGCGCCAUCCAUUUAUUGAAGGCCUUGGUGGAUGAGCGACGUGACGACGGAGGCUUGGUCAUGGACUUGGAAGACUUUCUCAAGCAGCUUCAUUCCGCUGCCCAACAUGGGGUAUUUCGACUCUGCCACGACAUCCUCAGCCUUCUCCAUACUCUGCUUUCCAGUGCGCAACGGAGCCACGAGAUUCCUGACCUUGAUUUCAAUGUCGUUGUCAGCAUUAUCCGCCUUUGUUUGGAUAUGACUCCUCCAAAUCAGCCGGGAACGAAUGCUGCCAGAACAACUCUGUCACCCACCUCAAGCCAAGACGAGGAACUUCAACGCCACUACGAGAAACGUUUUCAAGAUAGAGAGGUAUUGGUCACGAAGUUGGGUCAAGACCUCUGCCUUGAAUGGGAUCAGCUUCCUGCAUCCAGCCGGAAUGUGAUCCAUGAAUUCUUCUUGGAUUUCCCUCAAUAUGCCGAAGCAGCCCAAUUAUCACUCAGUCUGGAUUAUGCGAAGGACAGGUGUCUUGCGUCGAAUGGAUCUGGCUUGAGGGACCAGUACUGUGACAAAAUCUACGGACGGAUAGUGCAAUCCUCUUCGAUAUCUGCGACGUGCCGCAGCGAGGCCAUUGGUUUACUCGUUCAACUCAGCAACCCGACUCAUGUCCCCUCAUUGAGUACCGACGAAGGGUGUGGAGAUAUCUGCCUAUUGAUGCUUCAGAGACUUCUGGACCAAACAGAUGUUGAGCAAGAUGCACAGGUAUUGGAAGUUUUGCUGAAGUCCGUGGAAUCUCUCCUCUUUCGUCAUCGAGAGGCAGAGCAAGAAGAAGGAUUGACCUUGCGCACGAUUGAAAGGAUCAACAGCCUAGUUCUAUCAGGUUCAGCUGGAGGCUGUUUUACGGACGAACUAGCGGUUUCAGCAACCAAAGUCCUCGUAACCAUAUUCAGUCACAGCAUCCACAUCUCGACCAGAUCAGCCCUUAGGGCAUAUGAGGUACUACUCGACGUCGCAAGUCCCAGGUGCAAAGCUCGACCAGCUAGGUUGGUCUCGAAACGACUUCUAUUCCGCCUCCGCGCCGACGAUGCUGGCUCCAUCUACAUUGCAAAAGCCAGUGAAAGCCAGAAUAUUGCAAGUGCCCUUCUACGGACUCGAGACUCGGCUGAAGUUUUCAACUAUGACUUGCCCUCUUCACAGCGUCAGUCAGCCAGCAGCAUGAGUCUGUCGACAAAGUCAGAUGUCGGUGAUCCACUAUGGAUGUAUCCAGACACAGAGGAUGUCACUUUUCCCUUCGCCGGCCGUACCUCUACUAUCCUAAAUGUCGACAUGUCCACCCACCCAGGCACGCACGCGGAACUUGACAUGGACAUUUGGCUCAUGAGCAUCAUCAGAUGCCUCCAAAUCGACUGCGAUUGGGAAACUUACAGUUACACCGUGGUGCAUGCGGCUGCACAGUUGAGCAACAUUGCUCUGUUUUCCAACUCGAUGGAAGCUGUCGUCAAGCUGCGCCAAGUUCUCUGUGAUCAGGUUGUGAGCAAUACAUUUCGUGAAGCCCCUCCCCAGACUGGGCUGAAGCGUUCGGAUGUUGCUAUAUGCUUGUUCAACUUCCUCAUUGCCUUUAUCCCUUAUGCCACCAUCAAAACUGAGGCGGUUCAGAAAGGUUUUGGAGACGACCUUGUCAGGGCCUUUCUUGCUGGAAUCGGUGGAGCAUGGGAAGGGACAUCCCGUUCAUGUAUCCAUGCAUUGUCCGUCUGCAGUCUAGAGAUACCAGCAUCGGUGGCGACUCUAUACCCUACCAUUAUCGACAAGAUGUCCAAAAACAUGACUCAGGCUCAUCUCACGGCUCACAUUUUGGAGUUUUUGAUUCAGGUUUCGCUAUUGCCCGAAAUGCAUUCCAACUUCAACCUGGAUGAGAUUCAGAUGAUAUUUGGGAUGUGCAUACAAUUUCUCGAAAAGACAAGGGACCAACAGCAUGCUUCUCUCAUCUCCCCACCAGGGAGAAUCCAUCCGACCUCGCGCCACAGUGGAAUGAACUUCCGCCGCCCGCCGUACCGAGCAUCGAUGCUGACGGAUAUUGGGCUGCCUCAGUACUCGGCUUGCUUGGCUUAUCAUAACAUGAUUUUUUGGUUUCUUUCGCUUCGCCUCGAGAUUCGAGCCAAAUAUGUCCCGUGGAUCGUACCGAGACUGAUCUGGAAGAAUGCGCGUGGAGAAGAGACGAUCGAUGAGCAAAGUGAGGUGCUAAUCGAUAUGAUGCAGAGGUCGGCCUUCUCUGACCUAGGAGAGUCGUCUCCAAUCGUCAACUUUGCAGAGCCUGAGGAUGGCCCGGUAACGUCGGCUUCAUGGAUCGUCGGCCUCAGUAUCAUCACGGCGGAGACAGCGGGCCAUACUGGAAAGACUCAGAUCAUCAAGCGGCAGGCUUCAGGCACCACUUAUGCCAGGUAUCAACAGGCCACGGCACCAUUGCCCAAGCACCAUGCACCCAGUCAUACACAGAUCCGUCACCAUGAAGCUACCACGAUUGAGAUGCUACCGUCACACAUUAUUCUGCAGAUGGUGGCCAGUGCCGCCGCGACCAGUGUAGCAGAUCAGCCCUUUAUUCUGCCCAAGGAGGACUCUGUCACCCGAGCUCUAGAGGGCAUUGACCGAAUCCCCACCGUAUCGAGCCACAAGAUCGGCGUACUCUACAUCGGCGAAGGACAGUCGGCUGAGUCUGAAUACCUGGCCAAUACCAAGGGCUCCCGUGACUUCGAGCGUCUUCUCGAAGGCCUUGGCUAUGUUGUGUCGCUGGAACCACCGCUACGCUUCAAUCCCCAGGGUUUAGAGUAUCCGCGAGAUGGCGACAAGACGAUAGCGUGGCGGGACCGAGUCAAUGAGAUUGUCUAUCUGGUCCCGACGAUGAUGCCGACCGACGCGGAGGAUGAUCCUCAGUGCAUCAUGAAGAAGGCCCACGUCGGCAACUGUCACGUCAACAUCAUCUUCAAUCGAUCAGGGUUAGACUGGGACUUCAACAAUCUGAGGUCUCAACUAAACUAUGUCAACAUUGUGAUCAGGCCUGCGGAGCGUGCACGGGCAACACCCGACCCCGAUUUCAUGCCUGCAUUCUAUUCCGUUCAGGUCGUGACACGAGAUGAUAUCCCGGAUAUAUCACCGGCAGCAGAUCCCAAACUCAUUUCAGCCGCCCAGCUCGGCCCAUUCGUGCGAGUUCUGGCCUUAAACGCCAACCUUUUCUGUCAGACCUGGAACACCAAGGACAGCGAUACCGAGUUCCCCAGUACAUGGCGAGCGAGACUUCAACAGGUCAAACGGCUGAAGGAACGGAUGAUGAACCGGCCAGGUGAAAGGCAGGGCGGGGUCCCCUCAGUCUCUAGCCCUGCUACAGCACCACCCCCAGGUGGGGGCAAGAGGACUCCGGCUCCUCGAGAGGACAUUGGUGGCCUUCGGAAGGAUGGUGCUCUGGCGGCGCAGUUGGAUUUCAGCCCGUGGACUCUGCAAUAG